Messenger RNA from Phyllopteryx taeniolatus (common seadragon), 2737 nucleotides. RefSeq names its product procollagen-lysine, 2-oxoglutarate 5-dioxygenase 1a (gene plod1a). Gene Ontology annotation, cellular component: endoplasmic reticulum. Lineage: Eukaryota; Metazoa; Chordata; Actinopteri; Syngnathiformes; Syngnathidae. The record is from RefSeq and is a predicted model, not a curated record. Gene Ontology annotation, molecular function: iron ion binding; procollagen-lysine 5-dioxygenase activity; L-ascorbic acid binding. Gene Ontology annotation, biological process: peptidyl-lysine hydroxylation. The transcript is spliced from 19 exons. Bases 108 to 2303 code for a protein of 731 amino acids.
GCUCUGCCUUUACAUAGUCGGGUCAGCAGGGAAAAGCGAUUCGGAAUUUGCGCACGCACUCCUUCCACAAACACGAGCCGUCUGACGAAACGUCCAUUUCCUCCAUCAUGCAACUUUGCCAGGUGUUGUUCCCCGUCUUUCUCAUCGGCACACUCCUUCCUCUUGGCGUCGACUGUGACGAGCAGCAACUCCGCGAAGAUAAAAUUGUGGUUGUGACCAUUGCAACUAAGGAGACUGAUGGCUUCAAGCGUUUCAUGAGAUCAGCAAAACAUUUUAAUUACACUGUCAAGGUUCUUGGUCGGGGUCAAAAAUGGAAAGGCGGCGACUACUUGUCCCCUGGGGGAGGUCAGAAAGUACGAAUUCUUAAAGCAGCCCUGGAGGAAAUGAAGGAUGAGGAUAAAAUAAUUCUUUUUAUUGACAGCUAUGAUGUGAUUUUCGCAUCAAGUCCCAAAGAGCUGCUGAAGAAGUUUAUACAGGCCAAACACAAGGUGGUGUUCUCCUCUGAGACCCUGAUCUGGCCCGACAGACACUUGGAGGAUAAAUAUCCACACGUCCCGGAGGGCAACAGGUUCCUCGGCUCAGGGGGCUUUAUUGGCUACCUUCCCAACAUCAAGCAAAUGGUUGCUGAGUGGACAGGAGAAGACAAUGACAGUGAUCAGCUGUUUUUCACCAAGAUUUAUAUCAAUCCUGAGAAAAGAAACUCCAUAAAUAUCACACUGGACAGCAAAUGCAGAUUGUUUCAGAACCUUCAUGGAGCUCUUGAUGAAGUGGUGUUAAAAUUUGAGGAUCGACACGUACGUGGCAGAAAUUUGUUGUACGAUACGCUACCUGUCAUCAUCCACGGGAAUGGACCGACCAAGCUUCAGCUCAACUAUCUCGGUAACUACAUACCAAAUGCCUGGACAUUUGAGACAGGCUGCAGAGUGUGUCAAGAGGAUCUACGCCCACUCAGGAACCUUAAGGAAAGUGAAUAUCCUUUGGUGGUGAUUGGUGUCUUCAUUCAGCAGCCCACCCCAUUUGUCACCGUGUUUUUUGAACGCCUGCUCAAGCUUCAAUAUCCCAAGAAUAGGCUCAAACUCUUCAUUUUCAACAAGGAACCUCAUCACGAGCGUGAGGUCAGCUCUUUCCUGCAGGACCAUGGAAGUCUUUACCUGGAUGUGAAAUUCAUCGGGCCCGAAGAGGAGAUGGAUGGAGCAACUGCACGCAACGUGGGCUUUGAUAUGUGCAGGAAGCAGAAGGACUGUGACUAUUUCUUCAACUUGGACAUUGAAGUUGUUUUGAAGAAUGAGAACACACUCAAAAUUCUCAUCGAACAAAACCUGCCAAUCCUGGCACCAUUGUUGACGCGGAGUGGCCGAUUGUGGAGCAACUUCUGGGGAGCCCUCAGCGCAGACGGCUACUAUGCCAGGUCUGAGGACUACGUGGACCUUGUUCAAGGACGUAGGGUGGGAAUAUGGAAUGUGCCGUAUGUCACCAGCGUGUACCUGAUGAAGGCCAGCCUCCUCCGCUCAGAGCUUUCAGCCGAUGAUCUAUUUCAUUCACAGUCCAUGGACGCUGAUAUGGCCUUCUGCCAACAUGUUCGAAACAAGGGAGUCUUCAUGUACGUAUCCAACAUGGACACUUUUGGGCGCAUCCUAUCAACAGAAAACUGCCAGACCAGUCAUCUGCAUAAUGAUCUGUGGCAGAUCUUUGAAAAUCCAGAGGACUGGCAGGAGCGCUACAUUCAUGAGAACUACACUCACAUCAUGAAAGAUAAACUUGUUGAAACUCCUUGCCCUGAUGUGUACUGGUUUCCAAUAUUCAGCAAUAUUGCUUGCAACCACCUGGUUGAAGAAAUGGAACACUUUGGGAAGUGGUCAGGAGGCAGUAACAUGGACACUCGAAUCCAGGGUGGCUAUGAGAAUGUCCCCACCAUUGACAUCCACAUGUAUCAAGUCAGCUUUGAUAAGGAAUGGCACCAGUUUUUACUGGAGUACAUUGCACCGAUAACAGAGAAAAUGUAUCCUGGUUACUACACCAAGUGCACUACUCCCUUGAAUUUCGUGGUGAGGUACAAACCCGACGAGCAGCCCCUGCUCGAGCCUCACCAUGACGCCUCCACAUUUACUAUAAACAUUGCUCUCAACAGCAAAGAUGUUGACUACCAGGGUGGAGGAUGCCGAUUCCUCCGCUACGACUGCGCUGUCGAGGCUCCUCGUAAAGGCUGGGCUCUCAUGCACCCUGGCCGCCUCACCCACUACCACGAAGGCCUGCCCACCACAGCCGGCGUCCGCUACAUCGCAGUGUCAUUCGUGGACCCCUGAACUCCUGCACAUAAUCAGGAUAGACGUACACGGACAGCGUAUUUAAGAUGCAUUUAAUAAGCAUCAUAGAAAGUGUUGACAGUUUUUACUUUAUAUACUAUUGUGCCUAUCUCCAAGAAUGAUAUUGCACAAGUUGAACCAUGAGCUAUAUUUUUAAAACACACAAAAAGGGAACUUGGGCCAGUGAAUUUUAGAUUGUACAUAUGAAUGUUUGUGACCCACAGCUGUACUGUCAAACCAGUUACAUAUUUAUUUUUUUUUAACUAUCAAGUGCGAAUGUUGCCAGUGUCCAAUGUCCAGCAUUUUGUUGGCUUCAUGGUGGUAGUGUUAGAGGUCUAUAUUGAGUGGUACAAAACAACUUGUUCUCAACAGCCACAACUAUUGAGACUUAAGUGUGUAACAGGCCGGACCAAUAAAACAUCUGUCAACACUGA